Messenger RNA from Salmo salar (Atlantic salmon), 2058 nucleotides. It is a transcript of the gene csk22, whose product is annotated as Casein kinase II subunit alpha. Gene Ontology annotation, molecular function: protein serine/threonine kinase activity; ATP binding. Lineage: Eukaryota; Metazoa; Chordata; Actinopteri; Salmoniformes; Salmonidae. Gene Ontology annotation, biological process: peptidyl-threonine phosphorylation; peptidyl-serine phosphorylation; regulation of chromosome separation. Gene Ontology annotation, cellular component: nucleus; protein kinase CK2 complex; cytosol. The record is from RefSeq and is marked provisional.
UUUUGUUGCAACGGAGUCGCAGCAGCUACGACUUGAACGACGGAGUCUUCUUAGAAUGAAUAUUUAGCUAAACCCAUUAGCCAGACUCAAAAACAUAUUCAGCGGUUUCAAGUGUAAUAUUCUCAGGCAUUUUCCUCGAACUUUGCGCCCUGGAGAGGGUGCCACCGCAAGCCCAAAUACAUGUCGCUGGACUUCCUACCCGAGUGUGCUGCUAGCUAGCUAACAGUAGCAGGCUAGCUGACGACAAUCAUUUCUACAGUAACCAUCUUGCCAAACAGGCUGUUCAGGGGCAUCAGGAACUCGCUCAUCGUAGCUUUGACAAUCCGCACAGCAAGUGCUGCCGACUGCGGUCACCAACUACGGACGAAAGUAGCCCAAACCAAUGUUAAGCCAUCUUACACGGAGUUAACUAAAUCUAGGGUCUCCGAAAGUCGGUGCCCUGCCUUCCAAUUUCGCGCCAAGAAGAGUAGUAUUGUUGUGGAAGGUGAGCCCCAUCAGCACCGUGCGUACAAGCUCGCGAUGCCCCCUCCUACGGUCAGCAGUAAAGCUCGGGUCUACACCGAUGUCAACACGCAGAAGACCAGGGACUACUGGGACUACGAUGCACACGUGCCAAGCUGGAGUAAUCAGGACAACUACCAGUUGGUACGGAAGCUGGGCCGAGGGAAAUACAGCGAGGUGUUUGAAGCCGUCAACGUCAGCAACAAUGAGAAAGUGGUGGUUAAAAUCCUCAAGCCUGUCAAGAAGAAGAAGAUCAAGCGAGAGAUUAAGAUCCUGGAGAACCUGCGUGGUGGAACCAACAUCAUCCGCCUGGUGGACACAGUGAAGGAUCCUGUGUCUAGAACGCCAGCACUUGUCUUUGAGUGCAUCAAUAACACAGAUUUUAAGGAGCUUUACCAGAAGUUAACAGACUUUGAUAUUCGUUUCUAUGUGUACGAGCUUCUCAAGGCUCUGGACUACUGCCAUAGCAUGGGGAUCAUGCACAGGGAUGUCAAACCACACAACGUCAUGAUCGACCACCAGAUGAGAAAGCUGCGUCUCAUAGACUGGGGUCUGGCUGAGUUCUACCACCCAGCUCAGGAAUACAACGUCAGGGUGGCCUCCCGUUAUUUUAAAGGACCAGAGCUGCUAGUGGACUAUCAGCUGUAUGACUACAGUCUGGACAUGUGGAGUCUAGGCUGCAUGUUGGCCAGCAUGAUCUUCCUGAAAGAGCCAUUCUUCCAUGGCCAGGACAACUACGAUCAGCUGGUCCGCAUCGCUAAGGUUCUUGGGACAGAUGAGCUGUUUGGCUACCUACACAAGUACCACAUUGAACUGGACACACGUUUCAAAGACCUCCUGGGACAGCAGACAAGGAAGCGCUGGGAGCAGUUUGUCCAGACAGAGAACCAGCACCUGGUGACCCCUGAGUCCCUGGACCUGCUGGACAAGCUGCUACGCUACGACCACCAGCAGAGACUGACCGCUGCUGAGGCCAUGCAGCAUCCAUACUUCUAUCCAGUGCUGAAUGAACAGUCCAUCUCCAACACAGACACCAAGGCAAUAAGUGGAUCCAAUGCAACAUGAUGGACAGAGAGGAGGAAAACCUUUGUUACCUCAACUUGUGACCCUUUCGUGGCAGAAACGAUCUGCCUCCAAGUCUACAGCCAUACUGGAGCAAGAAGUCAACUUGCAACACACACAACACUCUUGGAUAAAACCUAAAUCUUUCACAACGUGGGUACUAGCGUUGCUUGGCCCCAGUCACACACAACGUAUCGGAUCCAAGCUAUGAGGUGUGAUAUUCCCUCCUAGAACUGCCCCCCGAAAUCCCUGCUCGCUCCCCACCCCACCCAGCUCAACUCCCCUGUUUUCAAAUAAGCUGAUGUCAGAUGUGAUACAGAGACUGACUCCAGGUCAGUUUGGCACUGGUGUUGUGCUGUGAGAUGUGUGUUGGUCAGUAUGGAGCUGCACUGGCCUGGGGUCAGAGCUAUAAUAGCACUGAGUGGAAUGGAGGCUCUUUUCUGCUAUGGAUAGAACAAAUACUAUAUUAAAGAGAAUAAACCAUUUUUAUUUAAA